AUGUCAACAAUUCCAGAUCUCUCCAAACCAAAUCAAGCUACUCUUAAGCCCAUCAUCUUCAUUGAUGAGAUAGCCAAAGAACCAAUUACGGCCUACUCGAACGAGUCUGCUCUUAUGCAGCACGUUCCACUUACAGGAGGUUUUGUAAAGUCAUUGGACCCUGAAAAUUUCCCAUUUGAUGCUGUCAUUGAAGAGGGAGGCGAUGAUAUCACAUUGAGAGAAGGAAUUCCCAACAUUGGCCAUCUCGAUUGUAACUUAUACUUGAGGUUCAAGGAUGAUCCCACCAAAAGAGCCUACAUCAACUACUCCGGAAUCGUUCACUUGGACGGCACCUCGGGUGAAAUCAUUGGUAAAAAGAAAACUGGCAUGAGUUUCCAGGAAGGUUAUGUUACCUGCCAUCCUCAAUUCUACGUCAGUGAGGACUGUAAGGCCGAAAGAUGGGUCGACCGCAAGAAUUUUUUGGGCAAGGGAAGAUUUUUGAGAGAUGAUAACGGCGUGUUAAAAGUUCAGUACUGGUUGUACAUCUUGGAGUAG
Messenger RNA from Brettanomyces nanus, 534 nucleotides. RefSeq lists its product as uncharacterized. The transcript has a single exon. NCBI's taxonomy places the organism in Eukaryota, Fungi, Ascomycota, Pichiomycetes, Pichiales, Pichiaceae. The record is from RefSeq and is a predicted model, not a curated record. The coding region runs from base 1 to 534 and encodes 177 amino acids.